AUGACGAACACCUCAUCGCCAAAGAAAUCGAAAUCUGAAUCAACAUUCAAACCUCUUCCGGAUCAUCUCAUCGAGGAAAACAUCCUAAUCAGACUUGCGGUGAAACCUCUAAUCCGCUUCACUUGCGUUUCCAAAGGAUGGUCUUCCAUGAUAUCGAGAACUAAAUUCACCAAAGAGCACUUGAAAUUGUGGUACCCCUCGAACGAUCGAACUCUCAUUGUCCAGGAUGACCGUGAUACUGUCGGCGAAGAUAAGUAUUAUUUAUCCUUUGAUGAAAACUACAAUCUGAAUGAGUUUGUUGAAUUGGGGAAAAAAUAUCCUACGUAUAAAUUUAAUACUCUAAAUACUUGUGUGGUGGGAUCUUGUAAUGGUCUUUUGUGCAUGUAUAAUGAAGAUAAUAUGCGCUUGUAUGUGUGGAACCUUAUGACUAACCAGGUCCGCGAUACUUUGGGUCCCGCCCCUCGUUGUAGAUUGGAGAAUUAUGAACUAAGGUGUGUCGGAUUUGGUUAUGUAUCGUCUAUUGAUGAGUAUAAGAUAGGGUGUUUGAUGUUUUAUAAGAAAACAUUACUUUCUCUUGUGUUUUCUUUAAAGACUGGGAAAUGGACGCAAAGGCGUCAGAGAAAAAAGUACUAUGAUGUGAUAUUAGCAUAUCUAGAUAAUGAAACCCCGGUGUUUGUUGGUGAUACUAUUUAUUGGAUUUCGGAUACUAUAGAAGAUGGGGAAAGCUACAUAAUUGGAUUGGAUUUAGUUGAAGAGGAUAUGGUAAUCAUCUCAUUAUUCGUACAUAUCCCUGACGGAUUCGCACCUGCAAAAUUGUUUCGGAUGCAAGGGUGCUUGACAUUAUGUUUGAUUGAAAGCAAAGAUGAUGGUAGGAAUGUUCUUCAUGUUCGCAAGAUGGUUAAACGUGGUGAUGAGGAAGAUAGAUUUAUGUGGGAUAAAGUUUUAAAUCUCAACUAUAUAGGAAAGUAUUUUGUUUAUUUAUUUGAUACAGGAAAGUGUUUGGUGAAUACGAUAUCACAUCAAUCUCAACGACUUAUGAUACAUGAACUUAAGGCAGCAUCAUCAUCGGAACAAGAACAAGAGCAAGAACAAGAGGAAGAGGAAGAGGAAGAGGAAGAGCAAGAGCAAGAGCAAGAGCAAGAGCAAGAGGAAGAGGACGAGGAAGAGGAAGGAGAAGAGGACCUACUGAGAAAGACACCAAGGGGAAAUUUGUGCAAGGGGCCUAGAGAUCAAGUCAGGGAAGCCGAUGUGGUGGGCAGCACUACUUUUGGAUCCACCUUGAUAUAUGGUGGUGAUCUUGUACUUAGGCCAAGGCCUUAUGACUAUAUGUUGUGUUUUAAUCUUUUAAUCUAG
Molecule: messenger RNA, 1353 nt
Organism: Chenopodium quinoa (quinoa)
Lineage: Eukaryota; Viridiplantae; Streptophyta; Magnoliopsida; Caryophyllales; Amaranthaceae
Product: putative F-box protein At1g33530
Exons: 3
Coding region: 1-1353 (450 amino acids)
Molecular function (GO): protein binding
Source: RefSeq, a predicted model, not a curated record